Malus domestica (apple) is the source of this 1814-nucleotide messenger RNA. Its product is annotated as inorganic phosphate transporter 1-4-like. Gene Ontology annotation, molecular function: phosphate transmembrane transporter activity. Gene Ontology annotation, cellular component: membrane. Lineage: Eukaryota; Viridiplantae; Streptophyta; Magnoliopsida; Rosales; Rosaceae. Gene Ontology annotation, biological process: transmembrane transport; phosphate ion transport. The record is from RefSeq and is a predicted model, not a curated record.
CACUCCCAAUCCAAGAGAUUGUUUAGAAACAAAUUAAUCGAGAGAGAAAUUUACAGGCUUCAAUCAUGGCAGCGGAAGACCAGCAGUCUUCAAUCAUGGAGGUAAAAGACCAGCAGAACGAAGUCCUGUCCAUGCUGGAUACCGCCAAAACUCAGCUCUACCACCUAAAAGCAGUUGUGAUCUCCGGCAUGGGCUUCUUCACCGAUUCCUAUGACCUUUUCUGUAUCUCCCUCGUCACCAAGCUCCUGGGCCGCAUUUAUUACCAUGUGCCCGGAUCUUCAAAGCCGGGCAGCCUUCCUCCAAGCGUGGCGUGCGCUGUCAACGGAGUUGCCCUAUGCGGAACCCUAGCCGGUCAGCUCUUCUUCGGGUGGCUCGGGGACAAGCUCGGCCGCAAGCGUGUUUAUGGUUUAACCCUAAUGCUAAUGGUGGGUUGUUCUAUUUGUUCCGGCCUUUCUUUUGGCAACUCCCCAACUACUGUCAUGGCCACACUCUGCUUUUUCCGGUUUUGGCUAGGCUUUGGAAUUGGCGGCGACUACCCACUUUCGGCAACGAUCAUGGCGGAGUACUCGAACAAAAAGAACCGCGGGGCAUUUAUAGCCUCGGUUUUUGCUAUGCAAGGGUUCGGAAUCUUGGCUGGUGGGUUGGUGACUCUUGUGAUUUCUUCUAUCUUUCGCGCCCUAUACCAUGCCGAGCCCUACUCGGUUGAUCCACUUGGGUCGACAGUCCCUCAAGCGGACUAUGUCUGGAGGAUUAUUCUCAUGUUCGGAGCAGUCCCAGCCGCAUUAACUUUCUAUUCGAGAAUGAAGAUGCCGGAGACCCCUCGUUAUACUGCCUUAGUAGCCAAGGAUCAAAACAAGGCGUGCCAAGACAUGGCAAAAGUGUUGAAUCUUGAAAUCAAAGAGCAAUCCCAAGAUAACAAGUCCUCAAGUUUUGGUCUAUUUUCCAAAGAGUUUCUUAGGCGUCACGGUAAACAUUUAUUGGGCUCAGCCAUGUGUUGGUUAUUGUUAGACAUUGCUUACUAUAGCCAAAAUCUUUUCCAAAAGGACAUAUUCAGCGCCGUCGGAUGGCUGCCAUCAGCAAGCUCUAUGAGUGCCCUAGAUGAGCUUUACAAAAUCGCAAAGGCACAAACCCUAAUAGCCCUAUGCGGCACAAUUCCGGGGUAUUGGGUCACGGUCGUUCUCAUAGAUCGCAUUGGUCGGUUGGCAAUUCAGCUAAUUGGGUUCUUUUUCAUGACUGUUUUCAUGCUUGCCUUGGCAGCUCCUUACCACCACUGGAUUAGACCUGAAAACAAUAUUGGAUUUAUUGUCAUGUAUGCUCUAACAUUUUUCUUUGCCAAUUUUGGACCCAAUGCUACAACGUUUGUUGUGCCAGUGGAGAUUUUCCCAGCUAGGUUUCGGUCCACUUGUCAUGGGAUUUCAGCGGCUGCGGGCAAGUUGGGAGCGAUUAUUGGGGCUUUCGGGUUUUUGUAUGCUGCCCAGAAUCAAGACCCGGCUAAGGCUGAUCCAGGGUACCCAGCUGGAAUUGGAAUGCAGAAUGCUCUCUAUGUUCUUGCAGCGAUCAACGUUAUUGGGUUCUUCUUUACAUUUUUGGUGCCAGAGUCGAAGGGAAAGUCACUGGAGGAGAUGUCAAGAGAGAAUGAAGUUGAAGUUGAAGAGCAGUCCAGCAUAGUUUAAUUAUCUAGGUUACUGUUUAGGAAUGUGAUUGUUAAGAAUUUAUCUAGGUUACUGUUUAGGAAUGCGAUUGUUAAGAAUUUGAGUUCAACUUUUGGUGUUGUUGUUUUGAGUACAUCAAUAUUUUUACACUAAGGGGAGGGA